This is a messenger RNA of Dentiscutata erythropus, 239 nucleotides long. The record is from the annotation of a GenBank genome assembly. Lineage: Eukaryota; Fungi; Glomeromycota; Glomeromycetes; Diversisporales; Gigasporaceae.
AGAGCCAAUUUCGUAAACAUACUAAUGCCUCUACAGUAUUUGGAUCUAAGUUAGUACGAUUAUUAUCUACAAUUUUGUUAGCUAAACUAAAAAUAUAUUUUGAAGACACACUUGUAGCUGGUAUAGCUAAAAAAUCUCGUGCUAUUUUGGAUAAAUUUGGAAACCAAUUACAAUUUAAUUUCUACCAAUUAAGUGCUUUUGUAUCCUUUGAAGUUGUUGGUUCAUUUAAAUACUGUUGA